UUUGUACUCUGUAGUUCAUGAUUCAUUUUUGAUUAUUUAGCAUUUCAAUAUUUUUUUAAUAGUUUCUUGUUGUGAUUGUGAUUGUGAAGAAUUAGCAACAAUAAUCUACAGUUACCGUGUUGUUUAAAAUAAUUUUAUAUUUAAGUAGUAAGACGUUGUGACCCAGAAAUAUGUGGGAUCCAACGCACGUUCAAGUAACUGUACAAAGAGCUCGCAAUUUACUUAUCAAAGGAAAAAACGGUACUAAUAACUGUUUUGUUACUAUUUCACUCGGCAAAGAAAAAUUUCAAACUUCCGUGAAACACAAAGCUACGGAAAAUGUUGAGUGGAUUGAGGAAUGUGAAUUACAUAUACCCUCGCAGGGAAAUACAGCCGAGAUUGUUUUGAAAGUCUUUACUGAAGACUACCUCAAAGACCACUUACUGGGUCAAAUUUCGAUUCCGUUAAAAGACCUAGAUGUGAAUGAACGCGCUAGGAAUCGCUGGUAUCCGCUGCGCGGUAAACCAGGGAAGGAAUCUGAUAAAAAUAGGGGUGAACUGGAAGUGAAAGUAGCAUUUUUAGUAAAAGAAGGCAGUUUGUCAGAUCUUUCAAAAAAAGACAAACAUAAAUCUUCCCUGGGUAGUUUGGCUCACAAUGUGGGAGGCAGUCUUAUGAGUAUUGGAAGUAUUGAAAAACGUAAAAGCCUUCAUAAGUUUGCUACAAAACUUGGAUCUAAAAUGAAUUUAACUAAAAAAGAUAAAAAGAGUGAAUCAUCAUCACUUGGUGGAAGUAUCGGUAACCUUAGAAAGUCCUCCAUUUCUCCUCCAGAUACUUCUACUCCAAAGAAACCAGUAGGUGAAGCUGAUCCAGGUGUAAUAAGUGAAGAUGAAGAUGAAUUUGCUUUUGAUGAUUUAUCUCAUAAAAGCUCAGGUAGUUCACUGAAUGUACAAACAUCAUAUAUGCCCCGUAUAGCGAAAUAUUCGCCAUCUCCUGUAAAUGCUUCCUUAGAAAAUUUAGGAGGAGGUGAGUUUUUGAGAAGAUCAACUAGUAGCAAUUUAGUUGUAACAGAAAAGACAGCACCCUCUAAACCAGUUCGCUUAAGUCUUGAUACAUUUAAUUCUCCCCAGCUUCCAAUACAGCAUAUAGGUGAUGAUGAAUGGUCACAGAAACUAGUGCCCAGAAAGUCAAUGAGUCAAUUAGCUAUAGAUAGAGAAAAGUCUUCCAGUCUUGAAAGAAACAAAAAAUUAGACAGUCCAAGUUCACUUAAAGAAAAACCGAGCCCAAAAUUCUUUAAAAAAUUUGGUAAUAACAACAAGCCUAAAAAAUUACUUGAAGAACGUAUCAUUGUUGGAGAAGAAAAUAUUGUGGAAGAAGAUUCAAUUAAUCCAGCAUAUAACAACAUUCCAAGGACAGUGCUACAACAAUGUGAUGGCAUGUCACGUGAAGACCUAAUUUUAAUGAUUUUUAACCUUCAAAAGGAUGUAGAAUCUGAAAAGAAAAAAAAUAAGGACCUUGAGAACUAUUUGGAUGAUUUACUUCUUCGAGUAAUGGAAACUACACCUAGAAUUUUACAAAAUCCAUAUGUCAGAAAUAAGAGCAUGCAUUUAAGAAAUAAAUAAUACAUUUUCUUCAGAUUAAUCAAGUAGAUACUAGAAGACUUUGAACUACUACACGCUUAAAACAUUCUUUGUAUUAUGCAACAUCUAAAAUUUUCAUGAGAUGUUAAGGUAUGAGUUUCCAGUUUGUGAAAGUACUUCCUAGAUAUAUUAUCAUCUCAUGUUUAUAAUUGCGUCCUAAUCUGUGCCUUACUUAUCAUUCAUUGGGUCUGUGAUAUAUGUACUGGUAAAUUAGUUCAGAUGAGAUUUUCAUCAGAUUGUUGCAUGUACCAUUGUUGUUGGAUU
This is a messenger RNA of Pieris napi, 1880 nucleotides long. It is a transcript of the gene Rip11, whose product is annotated as rab11 family-interacting protein 1. Gene Ontology annotation, cellular component: intracellular membrane-bounded organelle. NCBI's taxonomy places the organism in Eukaryota, Metazoa, Arthropoda, Insecta, Lepidoptera, Pieridae. Gene Ontology annotation, biological process: regulated exocytosis. The transcript has a single exon. Gene Ontology annotation, molecular function: small GTPase binding. The record is from RefSeq and is a predicted model, not a curated record. Bases 171 to 1598 code for a protein of 475 amino acids.